This is a messenger RNA of Cyprinus carpio (common carp), 5707 nucleotides long. Its product is annotated as voltage-gated delayed rectifier potassium channel KCNH1. Lineage: Eukaryota; Metazoa; Chordata; Actinopteri; Cypriniformes; Cyprinidae. Gene Ontology annotation, cellular component: membrane. Gene Ontology annotation, molecular function: delayed rectifier potassium channel activity. Gene Ontology annotation, biological process: potassium ion transmembrane transport; regulation of membrane potential. The record is from RefSeq and is a predicted model, not a curated record.
UCAAUCAGUCAAUCAAUCAAUCAUUUAAUCAAUCAAUCAGUCAACAAACACUACUAACUCAUCUAGACAUUGUGUAAUUAACAUGUAAGAUGUCCAGACACUUUUUGAAAGAUAAGCAAGAUGGAGAAAUUAAUCCAAACAAACACAGAUUUCAGUGUUUGGACCUCUGAGGAAAAAAACAAAAAACAAAUUGUAAGACUUCAUGUCAGGUUUUGCUUGGUAUUCUGUAGUUCUCUCUCUCACCAACAGAUGUCUCUGUUGAUCGCUGAUAGUGAGACGCAGCACAUGUUAGCUCUCUUUACACAGAUGUUGUCCAUAUGAGACUCUGGUUGGCUCUUCAGCAGUAGGGGGGGCUCGAGCAGCCUGUGCUUACAUCCUGAAACAGGAUUAUAUCCUCUUUACUCUGGCCAUAAUCAUGUAGGCUGCGUUCAGGCGGGAGCCAGCCUCAUCCUCACACUGAUCUCAGACCGUAUGGGGAGCAGGGAUGGCCGGGGGACGCAGAGGACUGGUGGCCCCUCAGAACACUUUUCUGGAAAACAUAGUCCGCCGCUCUAAUGACACCAAUUUUGUUUUGGGGAAUGCCCAGAUACUGGAUUGGCCUAUUGUCUACAGUAAUGAUGGAUUCUGCAAGCUCUCUGGAUACCAUCGUGCUGAAGUCAUGCAGAAGAGCAGCACAUGCAGCUUCAUGUACGGGGAGCUCACUGACAAAGAAACCUGCGAGAAAGUCCGCCAGACCUUUGAGAACUACGAGAUGAACUCCUUUGAAAUACUCAUGUACAAGAAGAACAGGAUGCCAGUGUGGUUCUUCGUCAAAAUUGCUCCCAUCCGAAAUGAACAGGACAACGUUGUCCUUUUCCUCUGUACCUUCAGUGAUAUCACUGCAUUCAAGCAGCCUAUUGAAGAUGACUCGUCUAAAGGCUGGGGUAAGUUUGCUCGUCUGACACGGGCGUUGACGAGCAGCCGUGGAGUUUUACAGCAGCUGGCUCCGACUGUGCACAAAGGCGAGAGCGUCCACAAGCAGUCCCGUCUGGCCGAGGUAUUGCAGCUAGGCUCUGAAAUCCUUCCGCAGUACAAACAAGAGGCUCCAAAAACACCUCCUCACAUCAUCCUGCACUACUGCACCUUCAAAACUACCUGGGACUGGGUGAUUCUCAUCCUCACCUUCUACACGGCCAUUAUGGUCCCCUACAACGUGUCCUUCAAGACCAAGCAAAACAACGUCACCUGGCUGGUGGUAGACAGCAUUGUGGAUGUGAUUUUCCUGGUGGACAUUGUGCUCAACUUCCACACCACUUUUGUUGGACCUGCUGGAGAAGUGAUUUCAGACCCAAAGCUCAUCCGGAUGAACUAUGUGAAGACCUGGUUCGUCAUUGACCUCCUCUCCUGUCUUCCUUACGAUGUCAUUAACGCCUUUGAGAAUGUUGACGAGGGCAUCAGCAGCCUCUUCAGCUCUCUGAAGGUGGUGCGUUUGUUGCGUCUCGGCCGUGCUCUCUGGGUGGUGCGUUGUUGCCGGCCUAAGCUGGAUCAUUACAUUGAAUACGGUGCAGCGGUGCUGGUGUUGCUGGUUUGUGUGUUCGGCCUGGCUGCCCACUGGCUGGCCUGCAUCUGGUACAGCAUUGGAGACUAUGAGGUCAUAGAUGAAGAUAGAAACUUGCUCCGAAGGAACAGCUGGCUGUAUCUUCUGGGAGAAGCCGUCGGCACACCGUAUCACUUCAAUGUAAGCGGCACGGAAAAGUGGGAAGGGGGUCCCAGCAAAGAUUCUGUCUACAUCACAUCAUUGUACUUCACCAUGACCAGCCUGACCAGUAUCGGCUUCGGGAACAUCGCUCCCACCACGGAUGCAGAGAAGAUCUUCGCCGUGGCCAUGAUGAUGAUUGGCUCGCUCCUUUAUGCCACCAUCUUUGGUAACGUGACCACCAUCUUCCAGCAAAUGUACGCUAACACCAACCGCUACCACGAGAUGUUAAACAGCGUGAGAGACUUCCUGAAGCUCUACCAGGUUCCCCAGGGCCUCAGCGAGAGGGUCAUGGACUAUAUCGUCUCUACGUGGUCCAUGUCCAGAGGAAUUGACACAGAUAAGGUGUUGCAAAUUUGCCCCAAAGACAUGCGAGCAGACAUCUGCGUUCAUCUCAACAGGAAAGUGUUCAAAGAGCACCCGGCUUUCCGACUGGCCAGCGACGGGUGUUUGAGAGCGCUUGCCAUGGAGUUUCAGACCAUCCACUGCGCCCCGGGAGACCUCAUCUACCACGCGGGCGAAAGCGUGGACAGCCUCUGCUUCGUGGUGUCAGGGUCUCUGGAGGUCAUCCAGGACGAUGAAGUCGUUGCAAUUUUGGGAAAGGGGGAUGUGUUCGGGGAUGUGUUCUGGAAAGAGGUGAAUUUAGCUCAGGCCUGUGCAAACGUCCGUGCGCUGACCUACUGCGAUCUUCACAUCAUCAAACGGGACGCCUUACAGAAGGUUCUGGAGUUCUACACAGCCUUCGCCGGACACUUCUCAAGAAACCUGGUGCUCACCUACAACCUGAGGAAAAGGAUCGUCUUUCGUAAAAUAAGUGACGUCAAACGGGAGGAAGAGGAGAUGCUGCGACGGAAGAAUGAAGCGCCUCUGAAUCUUCCCCCAGAUCACCCGGUGCGGCGACUCUUCCAGCGGUUCCGUCAGCAGAAAGAGGCCCGUCUGGCGGCGGAGCGAGCGAGUCUAGGAGAACCGGACGUGGAGCGAGGCAGAACGGAGAGCGUGGUACACCAGAGCACUGCAACCACCAGCUUCGUCACAGUCACUGAAAUUCCAGCCACACCCAUCACCUCUGUGUCCUCGUCCUCAUCGUCUAGAACCUCAUGUCAAGCCAAACUCUGCACUCCUGUGGCUCCUAAUGGAACCUGUACAGGAAACAAGUCGGCAGAACCUCCCCAAAACAAAGGCUGGGGUCGGUUUAAAGAUGCCACAGCCAAGUCUGAUCUCUCCUGGUGUUCUGUGUCCAAAGCUGAGUCCAUGGAGAUGCUUCCAGACAGGACUAAGUGGGACUCGUGGGACAGUGGCAUCACCAAGAGUGAUGGGAGCACUCGAACCCCUCAGGAUCGGAGCCCCUUGCAGGCCGAGAGCAAGCGAGCCUUUUGCCCCAUUCCAGAGCAGAGUCUCCAGGCCUGCUUUACGGAACUGAAGCAGGAGCUGCGAGGAGACAUCUACUCCCUCAGCAGCAGAAUGAGCGCACUUGAAGGCCAGCUCGCUGAGAUGCUCCAGCUUCUCAAAGACAGAAAGACCUCAGGAUCUUCAAACCUGUUUGACAUGUCAAGACCAGAUUCUCCAGAUUCAGAAAAAGAUGACAACAUUUUCUCUUAAUUGGGUUUCAUAUCUGAUGCAGUGGGCUGAAGGCAGCAUGGUUCGGUCCUGUUGAGGCGCUCAUACACUCCUAAAAAUAAUGUUUUUUUUUUUUACUGGGAUCAGUGGUACCAUGAAAAACCUUCAAAGGAAUAGUUCACCCAAAAAUGAAAACUUAAUCUCAGGCCAUCCAAGAUGUAGAUGAGUUUGUUUCUUCACUGGAAAAGAUUCAGAGAAGUUUUGCAUUACAUUACUUGCUCACUGCAAUGCUGAAUUUCUCCAAAUCUUCUCCAAAUCUUUUUAACAUCCAUGGAAGCUUUCCAUUGCACACAAGGUUCUAUAAAGUGGAAAAAACACUCUUUAGAUGAUUAAAAUUUUCUUCACACCAAGAAAAAAUAGUUCUUUUAAGAACUGUUCACUUGGGGAACCAAAAAUCCAUUUUGGAACCAUCAUUUUUAGAGUGAUAUGGUGCAACGGCGCUUAUUUUUUCAAAUUCUGUUGCCUUCAGUGGAAUGAGAAUUACACACUUUAAUAAUCAACAAAUAAAUAUAUGGAUAUAUGGAACUGACAUAUUAUGGAAUAUGUCACUAUAAUGAAUAUCAAUUGUCAAUUUUUUUAUUGUACAAUGGUUGACAUUUUUUGUAUGGUCAUUUAAGUCAACUGUUUUUACUGUUAAAUCAUAUGUCUGAUAAAUUGUAAGUCAGUCAAGCAAAAUGUGACAAUUUAUGUAUAAUUUCCUCUGCUCUUGUUUUAUAGAUAGGCCAGUUUUGCUUGCACAUGCACAUACUGUUCAAGCCACAUUUCAAAAGUCUUCAACCUGAAAAAUCAUCAGCCUGGUUAUUUUUUGUUUGGGACUGACAAAAUGUACUAUAUGAUGAAUAUAAGGUUUUUUUUCACAUAGCAUUAUACUAUAAAAUACUGUAGCCUGUUUAUGUGACUAAAUGCUGUGCUCUUAAUAAUGUGACAAUAUGCAAUAUAGCAAUAGUGGCAAAUGCAAAAUAACCUAAAUUCCCCUGUACGUGAAUCAUUGGUGGAUGUUAAAUACAUUGCGCUUUUUUAAAUUUUUAUUUUAUUUUAUUUAUUUUUUUUUCUUUUACAGCUUCAUAACUCUGUCUCUUUUAUUUUAGAUCGACUUUAAAAAACACUUAGAGGACAUAGUUAAGGGAAAGUGUUAUGCUAAAUUUGGAAAUAUCAAAAAGUGUAUUAUGUAAUGUAUGUACCAUUUUUAUCAGAUGUAUAAAGUUAACAAGUGAGGUGGUUGAUAAGCAAUAAUAAUAAGUGUUUAAGUGUAUAAAUGAGGCAUAUGCCAUUGUCUGGAGUAAUAUGAGAACAAAUGAAGCAUGAAAUAAGGAGCAGCAGUGUUAUUUAGCAUGUGAUUUUUAGCAUUCUUGCCAAAAAUGUAAACUUUUAUAGUGUUAAGUCUAUUUUGUUUUGUAAAUGUCAUUUCCAAGAAACUGUAGGAGAAAGGUAUAUCAUGGUGUCCAACCUGAAGUGUUAAAUGCUUGUUUUAAAAAAUCUGCACUGCACAACUUUAAUGUUUGAUUCAAUGUAUAUCCUGUAUGCAGAAUGAAUCAGUGUGUACACUGUGAAACUGACUUGAUGGGACUUACUGAUUGUACUUUUAUUUUUACUCUGAUUUUAGUCUGAAGAUAAUCAGAAAAAUGGAACUGCAAAAUAUUUUAAAGCUGAUAGCAGUUGUCUUAGCUUCGCAUUAGCUAUUAACAAUUACUGUACUUUUUUUUCAAGAUCCAAGUGUAGCUAAAUUAGUGGACAUACUUGAUUAUUAAAGUAUGAUGGUUCUAAAUGGAAAAUCUACGGCCACUUUGGGAAUGAAAAUACACACACACACACACACACAGUUCAUCAUAUAAAAUCACUCAUGUCAGGUCACGAGCCUUAACACAAAGGUUAGGUCUCAUUUUUCUUAUUUUAAAAGGAAUAUAAAUUAUAGUAUUUGUACUUAUUUUUUUUUUUUUUAUUGUGUCCUGUUGAUCUUUAUAAAUGAAUAGCAUCAAAGCACAAGAAAUUCAACUGUCGAUUCAAAUGUGUCAAAUGUUUAUAUAAAAUCAUUUAUACUUUGCAUUAAAUAUUAUUCAUAUUUAUAUCUUUAAAUUCUCAACGUGCUAAAAUCAAUUUUAGUGAAGUAUUUUUGUGAUACACAGUGUUGUUGAAACAAUGUUUUUGAAAUAAGUAUCUUCUGCACACCAAUUGCUGCAUUUAUGUGAUUAAAAAUACAGUCAAAAACAGUAAUCAUAAUUUAAAAUAACUGUUUUCUGUUUGAAUGUCUGUUAAAAUGUAAUUUAUUUCUGUAAUGCGCAGAUGAAUUUUCAGGAUAAUCACUUCAGUCACAUGAUCUUCAGAAAUCAUUAUAAUAUGCCGAUUUGCUGCUCAAGA